This is a messenger RNA of Rotaria sp. Silwood2, 2271 nucleotides long. The record is from the annotation of a GenBank genome assembly. NCBI's taxonomy places the organism in Eukaryota, Metazoa, Rotifera, Eurotatoria, Philodinida, Philodinidae.
AUGGCGUACAAUAAGGAAGCAUUGGCUCUUGUUGUUGACGUUGGUAUUGGUAUGUCUCAAGCAGCACCAGGACAUGAUACACCUUUACAAUUAGCAAGUGAUAUUCUUCAAAUGAUUGUUCAACGAAAGAUGUUUCAAGAGAGUAAAGAUGAAUUAGCAUUAAUUCUUUAUGGUGCUGAUGAAUCAAAUAAUGAUUUAGCUGAUGAAGAUAAUUAUCGAAAUAUAAAUGUUGUAUUUCCACUUUCACCAGCUAAUUGGCAUUUAUUUGAAGAAAUACAAAAAAUAAAACCCGGCAGUAAUCCAGCUGAUUUGGUUGAUGCUAUUGUUGUUGCAGCUGAUCAUCUUCGUCGUGAAACUGAAGGAAAACAUGGUUUUGCUGCAAAACGUGUUAUGUUAUUUACAAAUGCAGCAACAACAUUUAGUGAUCAUAGUCUUAAAACAAUUCUUGAUUCACUUCGACGUCAAGAUAUUAUUGUUGAUGCUAUUGGACCAACAUGGGGUCAACCAGAUGAAGAAGAUGAAAAUGAAGAAAAUCAUCCAAAUUCACCUAUGGAAACAAAUGGACAAGAGAAUGGUGAUGAAAAUUCUGAUGCUGCUCGUCCAACAACAAAUGGUUCUCGUCAUCAAACUCCAAAAAAACCAUUAACACAGCAACAACAAACUGGUAUUCGUGUUAUUGGUGAAAUUGUUAAUACAACCGAAGGAACUUUAUUUACAUUUCGUGAAGCAUUAACUAUUCUCAGUGUUCAUCAAUCAAAAAUUGUUAAACCAACAGCAACAAAAUAUAUUAUGCAAUUAGCUGAUCUUCAGUUACAUAUUUGCACUUAUAUUCAGGUUAAAGAUAAUAAGCCAGGAAUAUUUCGUUUAAAAAAAGUUUAUGCACGUGAUCCAACAACAGAAAUCAAAGUUGAUCGUGGUCGUUAUACAAAAGAUGAACAAGAUCAAGAAAUUGAAAAAGAAGAAUUAACUGAUGGAUUUCGUUAUGGUACUACAUUUGUACCUAUUAAUAAAGAAACACUUGAUGAAAUGAAAUAUCAAAGUGAAAAGUGUUUUGCAGUUAUUGCAUUUUCUGAAGCUAAUAUGAUGCGACGAAGUCUUUACUUAGGUGAUACUGUCUAUGAAGUUAUUGCUGAAUCGGGUUUUGAAGAAGAAGCUCAAGCAUUUGCUGGUCUUGUUCAAGCAAUGUAUGAAACAAAUACAGUUGCUAUUGUACGCAAAUGUUUUAGUCAACGAAGUGCUCCGGAACUUGGAUUUUUACGUCCACAUAUUGCACAUGAUCAUAUUUGUAUGUAUUAUGUUAAAUUACCAUUUGCUGAAGAUUUACGUGGAUUUGAAUUUGAUAAUCUUGAAGCAACAAAACGAAAUCAAGUAAAUGAUGAACAAUUAAAAUGUAUUGAUAAUUUAAUAACAACAAUGGAUUUAACACAUGCUGAUCGAUGUGGUGAUGAAGCAUUUCGACCAGAACUUGUUUUUAAUCCAUAUAUUCAACGAAUGUUUCAAUCUAUUGCUCGACGUGCUGUAACACCUGAUGAACCAUUAUCUUUAUCGAACACAAUCAUGGAAAUGAAUGAUACAUUAUUACGAUCAAUAACUGGUAAAAGUAAACGAAUAUUAAAUACCAUUCAUGAAAAAUUUGCUCUUCGCGACACUGAUCGCCGACAAAAAAUUACUACAGGUGAUGCACUUUUUGGCAAUGUUGAUAGUGCGGCGAAAAGAGCUCGUCUUGAUGAAAAUGAAAAUAUUGAAGAACCAACAGCAACGACAGCUGAUUCAGCAUCAUUUGAAUCUCAAGCAGCAGCUAAAAAGAAAGCAGCAAUACGAAAUGUUGGUACAUUAACACCCGUUGAAGAUUUUAAACUAUUAAUUGAACAAGGUUCACCAUCAUUUGCUGAAGUAUGCAAACAAAUGUGUAAUAUUAUACUUGAACUUGUUCAUAAUUCUCAUGGUGACGCAUUAUUUGAAAAAGCUUUUCAAUGUUUACAAUGUCUACGUGAAAUAUGUAUUAAUAAAUUAGAACCAAAAAUUUUUAAUGAUUUAGAAUCAUUACUUAAAAAACAAGCAUCAACAAUUGAUGGACGUAAAGAUUUUUGGCAAAAAAUUAUUGAUGAAAAAUUAAGUUUAAUUACAAACGAAGAAUGUGUUGAAUCAAAUGUGAUACCAAUUGAAGCAAUUAAAUUUCUUGAAGAAGAAAUACCAGCUGAAACAAUCGAUAAUGCAGCAACAACUAAUGAACAAGAUGGUGAAGAUGAAGAUCUUUUCGAUCUUAUCUAA